AUGAAGGACGGGUUUAUAAGCAAUCCAUUAAGUACAGAAAGCUUUUUUAGUAGAAAUAAAAAGUAUUUGUUAGCAGGUACUGCGGUAGUUGCUGGAGCUAUUUUGGGUCCCAUUGCAAUUGGUGGGGUAGUAACAGCAUUAGCUGAAGCAGGUAUUGCAGCUGGUUCUAUUGCAGCAUGGAUGAUGUCGUUAGAAGGUGGAGCUGUCGCUGCGGUUAGCCUUGUGGCGAUUUUACAAUCGGUUGGUGCUGCAGGUUUAGGUAUUGGGGCAGUUAUUGCUUUCGGUUCUGGAGGUGGUAUUGUUGGUAUUUUAAUUGCUAAGACGAUGCUUAAGGUAUUAGAAUCAAAUCCCGAAAGAUUAGCAGAAUUAGAAAACUUUGUUUCCAUUGAUAAAAGGUUUGACUUGGCUCGGGAAAUUGCUAAAGACAGAGCAAAGAAAUUCGAAUUUUUAGUUAUUAGAGAUGAUGAAAGGUGUCAUGAAGGGAUCGAAAUAUUGCAUCAACACUUGAUCAAAAUCAACGGAAGUAAUUGUGUUACUACGGAACAGAGAAAUUAUGUUCUGAAUUUGAAUAACCUUUGA
Funneliformis mosseae is the source of this 579-nucleotide messenger RNA. The record is from the annotation of a GenBank genome assembly. NCBI's taxonomy places the organism in Eukaryota, Fungi, Glomeromycota, Glomeromycetes, Glomerales, Glomeraceae.